Molecule: messenger RNA, 2769 nt
Organism: Syzygium oleosum
Lineage: Eukaryota; Viridiplantae; Streptophyta; Magnoliopsida; Myrtales; Myrtaceae
Product: U-box domain-containing protein 45-like
Exons: 6
Coding region: 311-2638 (775 amino acids)
Biological process (GO): protein ubiquitination
Cellular component (GO): cytoplasm; nucleus
Molecular function (GO): ubiquitin-protein transferase activity
Source: RefSeq, a predicted model, not a curated record
CCUCCCUCGGCUGCUGCUGCUGUCUCUCUCUCUCUCUCUCUCCGUGCGGAGCCAUUUGAACCAGCGGAGCUCGGGAAUCGCGGUGCGACGGAGGAGGAGCAGAAGGCAACCGCGUCGCCGUUUCGCGCCUCCAUUUCUGCUCUCCUCGCGGCUCCCUCCCUCUCUCUCUCACUCGCUCUCUCUCGAGGCUUCUCUUCUCGUGGCGGGCGCGCUCUUCUAUGAAGCCUCCUUGGCCUCCCCUUCUUCUCCUCCCUCGUGUCUUCUAAGACUAUAGAAACUUGCUUAGGAGCUUUCCGCGUUGGCACGAACUAUGGACGUUAUUGAAGUUGAAGAAAGUUAUUUUGCAGCUAGCGAUGCCAAGUUACAUGGAGAGAUGUGUAGGACUCUCUCUGCAAUUUACUGCAAAGUAUUGGCAAUUUUCCCUGAAUUAGAAGCUGUGAGGCCUAGAAGCAAAUCUGGAAUUCAGGCUCUGUGUUCAUUGCAUGUGGCCCUGGAAAAAACCAAGACUAUACUUCAGCAUUGCUCAGAAUGUAGUAAACUUUACCUGGCAAUAACAGGGGAUUCUGUUCUUCUUAAGUUUGAAAAAGCUCGAUCUGCUCUUGCAGAUAGCCUCAGAAGAGUCGAAGACAUUGUCCCGCAGUCUUUUAGUUGUCAGAUAUUGGAGAUUGUUGCCGAACUGGAGGCUGUUGUAUUUACACUUGAUCUGCAGGAGAAGCAAGUUGGCGAGGAAAUAAUUGCAUUGCUCCAGCAAGGACGAAAAUUUAAUGACUCUAACGAUAACAAUGAACUUGAGUCUUUCCAUCAAGCAGCUACUAAACUUGGAAUCACCUCUUCUAGAGCAGCUCUUACAGAGAGAAGAGCUCUAAAGAAACUUAUUGAAAGAGCUAGGGCAGAGGAAGAUAAGCGAAAGGAAUCAAUUGUGGCUUAUCUUUUACAUCUAAUGCGAAAGUAUUCGAAGUUAUUUAGGAGUGAAUUCUCUGAUGACAAUGAUUCGCAGGGAUCAACUCCUUGUUCACCAACCGUUCAGGGUUCCCUUGAUGAGGGAGGCACUGUGGGCAAUGGUCAAGCAUUUGAAAGACAGCUAUCAAAGCUGAGUUCUUUUAACUUCAGGCCCAAUAUCAGGAAAUCAGGCCAGAUGCCACUUCCACCAGAAGAGUUGAGGUGUCCGAUAUCCUUGCAGCUUAUGUAUGAUCCAGUUAUUAUUUCUUCUGGACAGACAUAUGAAAGGAUCUGUAUUGAGAAAUGGUUUAGUGAUGGGCACAACACCUGUCCUAAAACUCAACAGAAGCUGUCUCAUCUUUGUUUGACUCCUAAUUACUGUGUGAAAGGACUUGUUGCUAGCUGGUGCGAGCAAAAUGGUGUUUCUGUCCCAGAGGGGCCUCCAGAGUCUCUUGAUUUGAAUUAUUGGAGGCUGGCGUUGUCUGAGUCUGAGUCUGAGUCCACAAAUUCGAGAUCAAUGAACUGUGUCGGUUCCCGCAAGUCAAAGGGUGUCAAAGUUGUUCCUUUGGAGGAGAGUGGUACCAUUGAGGAGGAAGAGGAUGAGAAAGAAAAGUUUUCUGCAUCAGAACAAGUGCCCGAGGUCAAUAUUUUUCAAAAACAUGAUCAUUUUCUUAAAGUGCUAAAUGGAGGAGAGGAAUUGUGCAGAAAAUGCAAAGUGGUAGAACAAAUCAGGCUUUUGCUUAAGGAUGAUGAGGAGGCUAGAAUUUUCAUGGGGGCCAAUGGCUUUGUUGAAGCCCUUCUACAGUUUCUGGAGUUGGCUGUCCGUGAGAGGAAUGUAAUAGCUCAGGACGUUGGAGCAAUGGCUCUAUUCAACCUUGCUGUCAACAAUAACAGGAACAAGGAGUUGAUAUUAGCUGCCCAAGUCAUUCCACUUCUCGAGGAAAUGAUAUCCAACCAUAACUCUCAUCCAUCAGCAACGGCUCUAUAUCUGAAUCUUUCCUGUCUUGAAGAUGCCAAGCCCAUAAUUGGCACGAGUCAGGCUGUACCCUUUCUGAUCCAGGUUCUUAAAGAUGAAACAGCACGUCAGUGCAAGCUUGAUGCUCUUCAUGCCCUUUACAAUCUCUCCACCUACCACGACAAUAUUGGAUACCUGCUUUCGGCAGGCAUUAUCAGUGGCCUUCAAUCUCUUCUUGCAGAUUCUAGCGACCAAAUGUGGACAGAAAAGUCGAUAGCUGUCCUUAUAAAUUUAGCUUCAAGCCAAUCAGGAAAAGAUGAAAUGGUAUCUUGCCCUGAACUCAUAAGUAUACUUGCCACGGUACUUGACACUGGAGAGCCCGUUGAGCAGGAGCAAGCUGUGUUAUGUCUUUUAGUUUUGUGUAAUGGAAAUGACAAGUGCAUUCAAAUGGUGCUACAAGAAGGUGUUAUACCUGCAUUGGUGUCCAUUUCGGUGAAUGGGACCCUAAGAGGGAGAGAAAAGGCUCAGAAACUUUUGAUGCUGUUCCGUGAGCAACGGCAACGAGAUCAAUCUCCUGCCAAUUUGAGCCAGCGGCAUCAUCAUCAGCCAGAGGAAACGGGUCACAGGACCAUGUCAUCAGCUCCAGAAGCCAAGCCGCUUUGUAAGUCUAUAUCUAGGAGGAAAACAGGCAAAGGCUGGGGCUUUUUAUGGAAGAGCAAGAGUUACUCAGUCUACCAGUGUUAGAUGGCAUCGCAAUCUGUAUAUUUUUUUUGUGGUAUCUUCUUUUUCUGCUGGGCAGAAUCAUCUGUUUUUGAUUUUCUUAAGAUAAAAAAGAGAUGUACAGUUUCCUCGUGCAAUGAAUGGAUUUUUGUCUC